CCCAUCGACGCCGAGACGGGCGCCGUGGUCACCGCCCGCAGCCUGGACCGCGAGACGAAGGACACCCACGUGCUGAAGGUGACCGCCGCCGACCAUGGCUCCCCGCGCCGCCGCUCGGCCACCACCUAUCUGACGGUGACCGUCAGCGACACCAACGACCACGAGCCGGUGUUUGAGCAGCCCGAGUACCGGGAGAGCAUCCGGGAGAACCUGGAGGUGGGUUACGAGGUGCUGACCAUCCGCGCCACCGACGGUGACGCCCCGGCCAACGCCAACAUGCUUUACCGCUUGCUGGAGCCAGGAGCCGGCGACGGGGUCUUUGAGAUCGACCCGCGCUCCGGGGUGGUCAGGACCCGAGCCCCGGUGGACCGCGAGGAGGUCUCCGAGUAUCACCUGGUGGUGGAAGCCAACGACCAGGGCAAGGAUCCGGGACCACGCAGCGCCACGGCCAUGGUGCACAUCACCGUUGAGGACGAGAACGACAACUACCCUCAGUUCAGCGAGAAGCGCUACCUGGUCCAGGUGCCGGAGGACGCCCCGGUGAACAGCCAGGUACUGCAGGUGCAGGCCACGGAUCGGGACCGGGGCAGCAACGCUCAGGUGCACUACAGCAUCGUGAGCGGCAACCUGAAAGGCCAGUUCUACAUCCACUCUUUCUCCGGCGCCAUCGACCUGAUCAACCCUCUGGAUUAUGAGACCAUCCGGGAGUACACGCUCCGGAUCAAGGCCCAGGACGGGGGCAGGCCUCCCUUGAUCAACUCCAGUGGCAUGGUGUCGGUGCAGGUCGUGGACGUGAAUGACAAUGCCCCCAUCUUCGUGAGCACUCCCUUCCAGGCCACGGUGCUGGAGAACGUUCCUCUGGGCUACUCGGUGCUGCACAUCCAGGCUGUGGACGCUGACUCCGGGGAGAAUGCCCGCCUGGAGUACAAACUCAUAGAGAUGGCACCCUCCGCCGGAGGUGCCCCCGUAGCGGGUGACUCCGGGUUCCCUUUUCAGAUCAACAACAGCACGGGGUGGAUCACGGUGGCCGCAGAGCUGGACCGAGAGACUGUGGAGAACUAUCACUUCGGGGUGGAGGCCAGGGACCACGGCGUGCCAGUCAUGACCUCCUCAGCCAGCGUGUCCAUCACUGUCCUGGACGUGAAUGACAACAACCCCACCUUCACGGAGAAGGUGUAUCACCUCAGGCUGAACGAGGACGCGGCCGUGGGCAGCAGCGUCCUGACCCUGACAGCCGUGGACAGGGAUGUUAACAGUGUUGUGACUUACCAGAUCACCAGUGGCAACACCAGGAACCGUUUCGCCAUCACCAGUCAGAGUGGAGGGGGGCUGAUCACGCUGGCCUUGCCCCUGGAUUACAAGCAGGAAAGGCAGUAUGUGCUCACAGUCACUGCCUCUGACGGCACCCGCUUUGACACCGUCCAGGUCUUCAUCAACGUCACGGAUGCCAACACACACCGCCCGGUCUUCCAGAGCUCCCACUACACGGUGAGCGUCAGUGAGGACAAGCCCGUCGGCACUUCCAUUGUCACCAUCAGCGCCACCGAUGAGGACACAGGGGAGAACGCGAGAAUCACUUACAUUUUGGACGAUAACAUCCCCCAGUUCCGCAUCGACCCUGACACAGGCACCAUCACCACCCUGAUGGAGCUGGACUAUGAGGACCAGGCCUCCUACACGUUGGCCAUUACAGCCCACGACAACGGCAUCCCUCAGAAGUCAGACACCACAUACGUCGAGAUCCUCAUCCUGGAUGCCAACGACAAUGCGCCCCACUUCCUGCGCGACCGCUACCAGGGCUCGGUUUUCGAGGAUGUGCCGCUCUCCACCAGCGUCCUGCAGCUGUCUGCCACCGACCGCGACUCAGGCCUCAAUGGCCGUCUCCUCUACACGUUCCAAGGUGGUGAUGACGGAGAUGGAGACUUCUACAUCGAACCCACUUCUGGAGUGAUACGCACGCUGCGCAAGCUGGACCGUGAGAAUGUGGCUGUUUACAGCCUGCGGGCCUUUGCUGUGGACAGGGGCAGCCCACCGCUGAAAGCCUCUGUGGAUAUCCAGGUGACUGUGCUGGACAUCAACGACAACCCCCCUGUCUUUGAGAAGGACGAAUUUGACAUCUUUGUGGAGGAGAACAGCCCUGUGGGCUCCAUUGUGGCGCGUAUCAGUGCAGCCGACCCCGACGAGGGGACUAACGCACAGAUCAUGUACCAGAUUGUAGAGGGGAACAUCCCCGAGGUCUUCCAACUGGACUUGCUCAAUGGAGACCUCACGGCCCUGAUGGACUUGGAUUAUGAGAGCCGGACAGAGUACGUGAUCGUGGUGCAGGCCACUUCGGCCCCUCUUGUGAGCCGAGCAACCGUGCACAUCCGCCUCCUGGACCAGAACGAUAACCCUCCCAUGCUGCAGGACUUCCAGAUCCUCUUCAAUAACUAUGUGACCAACAAGUCCAAUAGCUUCCCCUCUGGUGUGAUAGGCAAGAUCCCAGCUCACGACCCGGACGUGUCUGACAGCCUGGCCUACACCUUUGUGCAAGGCAAUGAAUUAAACUUGCUCCUUUUGGACUCUGCCACUGGGGAACUCAAACUCAGUCGCGAUCUGGACAACAACAGGCCUCUGGAAGCCCUCAUGAAGGUGUCGGUCUCAGAUGGUGUCCACAGUGUCACAGCAGUCUGCACCCUGCGCGUCACCAUCAUCACGGACGACAUGCUCACCAACAGUAUCACGGUGCGGCUGGAGAACAUGUCCCAGGAGAGGUUCCUUUCUCCUCUCCUAUCCCGGUUCGUGGAGGGGGUGGCAACGGUGCUCUCCACCGCCAAGGACGGCAUCUUCGUUUUCAACAUCCAGAAUGACACAGAUGUCAGCUCCAAUAUCCUGAAUGUGACCUUCUCGGCUUUGCUGCCUGGUGGCAUUCGAAACAAGUUCUUCCCCUCAGAGGACCUGCAGGAGCAGAUCUACCUCAACAGGACCCUGCUGACCAUGAUUUCCACACAGAGGGUGCUGCCCUUCGAUGACAACAUCUGCUUGCGCGAGCCCUGUGAGAACUACAUGAAGUGUGUCUCCGUCCUGAAGUUUGACAGCUCGGCCCCGUUCAUCAGCUCCAACACCGUCCUGUUCCGCCCCAUCCACCCCAUCAACGGGCUGCGGUGCCGAUGCCCCCCAGGCUUCACGGGCGACUACUGCGAGACGGAGAUUGACCUCUGCUACUCCAACCCCUGUGGGAGCAAUGGGCUGUGCAGGAGCCGAGAAGGGGGCUACACUUGUGAAUGCUAUGAGGACUACACUGGAGAGUACUGUGAGGUGAACGCGCGCUCCGGCCGCUGUGCUCCGGGGCUGUGUAAGAAUGGAGGAACCUGCGUGAACCUGCUCAUCGGGGGCUUCAAGUGCGAGUGUCCUCCGGGCGAAUAUGAGCGGCCGUACUGCGAGAUGACCACCAGGAGCUUCCCACCACAGUCCUUCAUCACCUUCAAGGGGCUGCGGCAGCGCUUCCACUUCACCGUCUCCCUCAUGUUUGCAACCAGGGAGAGGAACGCUCUCCUCCUCUACAACGGGCGUUUUAAUGAGAAGCACGACUUCAUUGCCUUGGAGAUCAUCGAGGAGCAGAUCCAGCUCACGUUCUCUGCAGGGGAGACAACCACUACAGUGGCACCGUUCGUUCCUGGAGGGGUCAGCGAUGGGCAGUGGCACUCGGUCCAGGUGCAGUACUACAAUAAGCCCAACAUUGGGCGAUUAGGAAUUCCUCAUGGGCCUUCAGGAGAGAAGGUGGCCGUGGUGACUGUGGACGACUGUGACACAGCAGUGGCUGUGCGCUUCGGGAGCCUCAUUGGAAACUACACCUGUGCUGCCCAGGGGACUCAGACCGGCUCGAAGAAAUCUUUGGACCUAACUGGCCCUCUCCUCCUUGGCGGUGUCCCAAACUUGCCUGAAGAUUUCCCGGUGCACAACAGACAGUUCAUCGGCGAGGGGACCCUCUUAACGGAAGGCAAGCCGAUCGACAUGGCUAGUUUCAUCGCCAAUAACGGCACUCUGCCAGGCUGUGCAGCGCAGAGGAACUAUUGCGAAACCAGCUGGUGCCAGAACGGAGGCACAUGCGUCAACAAGUGGAACACGUACAUUUGCGAGUGCCCCGUGCGCUACGGAGGGAAAAACUGCGAGCAAGCAAUGCCUUCUCCUCAGCGUUUCACUGGUGAAGGCAUUAUCAUUUGGAGUGACCUUGACAUUACCAUUUCUGUGCCGUGGUACCUUGGGCUGAUGUUCAGAACCCGGAAAGUCAAUGGCAUGUUAAUGCAAGCCAAUGCUGGGGCUGCAUCCAAGAUCAACAUUCAGAUACUGAACAGCUACGUGCACUUUGAAGUGUACAGUGGCCUGAGCCAGGUUGCUAGUUUAAAGAUGAGCCAGUUGCGAGUCAGUGAUGGGGAAUGGCAUCAUUUAUUAAUAGAGCUGAAGAGUUCUAAAGAUGGUAAAGACAUCAAGUACCUCGCUGUCAUGUCCUUGGACUAUGGGAUGUACCAGAGCACUGUUCAAAUUGGCAACCAACUACCCGGACUGAAAAUGAAAAGCAUCGUUGUGGGAGGUGUCUCUGGAGACCAAGUGUCUGUUCAGCCGGGAUUUUAUGGUUGUCACCAGGGAGUGAGAAUGGGAGAGACAUCUACAAAUAUAGCCACGCUCAACAUGAAACAGGCUGUCAAGAUCAACGUGAAGGAAGGUUGCGAAGUGGAUAACCCUUGUGAUUCCAAUCCGUGUCCCCAGCACAGCUACUGCAGUGACGACUGGGACAGCUACUCCUGCGUCUGCGACCCAGGGUACUUUGGGAGAGACUGUGUUGAUGUAUGUAACUUGAACCCAUGUGAGCAUGUCUCCACGUGCGUGCACAAACCUAGCUCAUCCCAUGGCUACACCUGUGAAUGUGGACAAAGCUACUAUGGACAGUACUGCGAGAGCAAAAUUGACCUGCCUUGUCCCAGAGGCUGGUGGGGAAAUCCCAUCUGUGGUCCUUGUAAUUGUGAGACUAGCAAAGGGUUUGAUUCUGAUUGCAACAAGACCAAUGGAGAAUGCCACUGCAAGGCAAAUUACUACAGGCCCCAGAGCAGCGACACCUGCUACCCCUGCGACUGCUUCCCGUCCGGCUCCCACACGCGCGCCUGCGACGUGGAGACGGGCCAGUGUCCUUGCAAACCCGGCGUCGUGAUUUAUAAUGGCUGUCCAAAAGCUUUCGAGGCUGGUAUUUGGUGGCCACAGACCAAGUUUGGCCAGCCAGCUGCUGUGCCCUGUCCUAAGGGAUCAGUGGGAAAUGCAGUUCGCCAUUGUAGCAUUGAAAAGGGCUGGCUGCCUCCUGAGCUUUUCAACUGCACCACCAACACUUUUGUGGAUCUAAAAAUCGUGAAUGAGAAGUUACACCACAAUGAGACCAAGCUGGACGGAGACAAAACCAUACGGAUCGUGAGAGUGCUGCAGAAUGCCACCAAAUACACACACAGCUUGUAUGGCAAUGACGUGAGGACAGCUUACCAGGUGAUGAUCCGGGUCCUCCAAUAUGAGAGCCAGCAGCAAGGGUUUGACUUGGCAGCCACGAGGGACGUGGAAUUCAAUGAGAAUAUUAUCAAAGUGGGCAGUGCUCUACUGGACCCCAGCAACAAGGAGCACUGGGAGCAAAUUCAGCGAACGGAGGGUGGCACCGCUCACCUGCUCAGGCACUAUGAGGAAUAUUUCAACAACGUGGCCCAGAACAUGAAGAAAACCUACAUGAGACCUUUUGUCAUCGUUACCACUAACAUGAUUAUUGCUGUUGACAUCUUUGACAAGUCCAAUUUCACGGGAGCUAGAAUACCACGAUUUCACGAGAUUAAAGAAGAUUAUCCAAAAGACCUGGAGUCAUCUGUUGUCUUCCCUGAUACUUUAUUCAGACCUUCAGACAGGAAAGCAGUGCCUACAAUGAAGCCUUCAAAUCAAAAGUUGUCCUCCAAGGUGAACAGUGAUGCGCUAAGCCCUGAGAAUGCAUUCACAAAGAGAAAGAAGCGACACCCAGAUGACUCAACGCAUCAUACUGUUGCCAUGGUCAUUAUAUACCGAUCCCUGGGACACCUCCUGCCUGAAAACUAUGAUCCUGACCGAAGGAGCUUGAGAUUGCCAAAUCGCCCAAUUAUUAACACACCUGUAGUGAGCACAGCCAUUCACAGUGACAGGGAGCUUCCUCCCAACCUGGUGGAAAAGCCCAUCAUAGUGGAGUAUGCCAUGCUGGAAACGGAGGAGAGAACAAAGCCUGUCUGUGUCUUCUGGAAUCACUCCAUCACGAUUGGUGGGACAGGUGCCUGGUCCUCCAGAGGAUGUGAGUUGUUUUCCAGAAACCAGAGCCACAUUGCUUGCCAGUGCAACCAUAUAACCAGCUUUGCUGUCCUGAUGGACAUUUCAAAACGAGAGAAUGGGGAGGUGCUUCCUCUGAAGAUCGUCACUUACACAACCGUAUCCAUCUCGUUGGUGGCUUUGCUUUUCACCUUCAUCCUGCUGGUCCUGAUCCGCACGCUGCGUUCCAACUUGCACAGUAUCCACAAAAACCUGGUGGCUGCCCUUUUCUUCUCUGAGCUUGUCUUUCUUAUUGGAAUCAACCAGACUGAAAACCCGUUUGUGUGCACUGUGAUUGCCAUCCUCCUGCAUUAUUUCUACAUGAGCACCUUUGCCUGGAUGUUCGUGGAGCAGCUCCACAUCUACCGGAUGCUGACUGAAGUGAGGAACAUCAACUUCGGGCACAUGCGGUUCUACUACGUCGUUGGCUGGGGCGUUCCUGCCAUCAUAACAGGGCUUGCUGUUGGUCUGGAUCCACAAGGCUAUGGGAACCCCGAUUUCUGCUGGUUGUCUGUGCAUGACACCCUUAUCUGGAGUUUUGCUGGGCCCAUCGUAAUUGUUGUAGUUGUAAACACUGUCAUCUUUAUACUGGCAAUGAAAGCAUCGUGCAGACGAAGGCAACGUUCAUUCGAAAAAAAUGGAGUUGUCUCUGUGCUGCGAACGGCGUUCCUGCUCUUGCUGCUCAUCAGUGCCACGUGGCUGCUGGGGCUGAUGGCGGUGAACAGCGACGUCAUGACGUUUCACUAUCUCUUUGCCAUUUUCAGCUGCCUGCAGGGGCUGUUCAUUUUCUUCUUCCACUGCGUAUUUAAUAAAGAAGUCAGGAAGCACUUGAAGAACACUUUAACUGGAAAGAAACCUCUUCCAGAUGAUUCCACUGCAACAAGAGCUACGUUAUUAACUCGAUCUCUGAACUGUAACAACACAUACAUAGAAGAGCCAAAUAUGUAUCGCACAACUAUUGGGGAAUCCACUGUCUCCCUGGAAAGCACCGUCAGGGAUGAGGCUGCUCAUAAGCUCAGUGGAUCCUCAAGUCAAGCGAGGGCUGGUCAGACUGAAGCAGAUUCCUCCAUUUUUCAUAGGAAUCCAUCAAAAUCCAAUGAGCACGAUUCAGACUCCGACAGCGAACUGUCCCUCGAUGAACACAGCAGCUCGUACGCCUCCUCCCAUUCAUCAGACAGUGAGGAAGACGGGCUUGAGCCGGAGAAAAAGUGGAACACGUCCGCUUCCAAGAAUAAUGAACGUGGCCCUCUGCACAGCACACCCAAAGUCGAUACUGCUCCCAAUCAUGUGAAACCCUAUUGGCCCACAGAGUGCCUAACGGCCAGCGACGGCGAGGACCCCAGCGGGAAACAGAAACUCAAAGUCGAGACCAAGGUCAACGUAGAGCUUCACAGGGAGAACCAGGUGAACCACAGCAACGAAGCACCCCAGGACAAGGAGAACGAAGGGCAGCAGAAGGAGAACAGACCUCUGUCCCACCAGAAUAACCAGCAGCCGGAGCAGAGGAAAGGCAUCUUAAAAAAUAAAGUCACCUACCCUCCCCCGCUGGUCGAUAAAAAUAUGAAGAAUCGACUGCGGGAAAAGCUGUCAGAUUACAAUCAGACCACGGUCUCAUCCAGGACUGCUUCCCUGGGGACAAAUGAUGGGGUCCGCUCUCCCUCGGACUCGGGGGUGACAGUAAAAAACGCCCGGAGGGAGCAGUCUCGAGACCAGCUCAACGGCAUGGCCAUGAAUGUCCACGUGGGAACAGGACAGGCUGACACCUCAGACUCGGAAGGCAGUAACGAAACUUCAAUUUGAACCAUCAGGAAACUGUGA
Opisthocomus hoazin is the source of this 8154-nucleotide messenger RNA. Lineage: Eukaryota; Metazoa; Chordata; Aves; Opisthocomiformes; Opisthocomidae. The record is from RefSeq and is a predicted model, not a curated record.